AUGAAAAAUUUUGACAGUUUAGAAGUAGGCCUGAAUGAAUUUUACCCUACUCAGAAGAAACCAACCUUCAGGCGAAUAAAGCGAACUUUAAAGCUAGCUGGCAUGUUCUCUUACAGUAUCUUGGUUACUCAGAUUCAAGAGCUAAUUGUGAUGUGGUUCAUUGGAAAUUACUUAGGUCCAAAAGAAUUGGAAGCGUUUGGCAUAAGUUCGAUUUGGAUAGAACUGACAGCAACCGCAACUUUUAUAGGCAUUUCUGGAGCUAUUGACACUCUCUGCUCACAAGCUCAUGGAGUAGAAAAUAUCAAGCUCCAAACUCUUAUUUUACAUAAAUCGUUAUUUAUGGGAUUUAUGUGUUGUAUUCCUUCAGCCUUCUUAUGGUACUUUAGUACCGAUAUUUUCGCUUCACUUGGUUUGGAGUGUAGCGAAGAAGCUGGCGAAUUUUUACAGUACUUUAUUUACGCACUCCCAGCGAAAUGUAUAUAUGAAAUUGUCAGCCAUUUUAUGUUUACCCAAUAUGUCUUAAUUCCUGAAUUUAUAUGCAGCACGACCGAUGCUCCCCUACAAAUUUUCUUCAAUCUGAUUUUAGUUCCUGCACACGGUAUGAAAGGUGCAGCAAUUGCUGGAUCUAUUUGUGCAUGAAUUCGGCUUAUUAUAUUUUUUGGAUCGUUAGUUAUUAUGAAAUGCCAUACAAAAAAUUGGUCUGGAUUUGAUUUUACAAAUUUCUUUACAGGAUGGUCAGAAUUAAUGAAAUUGUCGUUCUCAUGCACAGCUCAUAUAUUUGUAGAAUGGGGAGCAUUCGAAGUGUCAGCUUUAUAUGCUGCAUGGUUUACUGAUGGAGGUGUUAGUUUAGCUGCAUGGGUUGUAUUAUUAAAAGUUCUAUUAAUAGAAGAAACUAUUUCAACAGGCUUCGGUGAAGCCGCCGCUACUUUAAUAGGAAAUAGUUUGUCAAAACUUAAAAUUGGCUUAGCGAAAGAGUAUAUGAAAAUAAAUAUAAUGCUUAGCGUUUUGAUAAAUGGUUUCACAUUAUCAAUUUUGCUUAUAAAUAGAUAUGAAUUCGGAGCAUUCUUUUUACAAAUCGAUGGGAAUAGCGCAAGUGCCGAAAUCGUACAAAAGAUCGGGGACACUUUUGCGUUAUAUGCGAUUAUAUAUGCUUCUGAUAGCUGUUAUUUAGUAAUUUGUGGAGCAAUGCGAGCUCUAGGCAAGCAACCGUUGAAUUUAGUCUUGGCAAUAUGUGCUGAUUUAUUAGUUGGCGUCCCAUUGCAAUAUGUUUUUGGAAUUUAUCUAGAUUUGCAAUUAAAUGGAAUUAUUUAUGGGAUUUGUGCUUGCUACAUUAUAGAAAUUGCACCGUUAUUUUAUACUGCUUUAUUAUAUAAUUUACCUUAUGGCUAUUAUUUAUUUAUAGUGAGAAAUUAAUUAUAAAAAGAAUAUCUUUUUUCUAAAUUAGACUGGCAUUACGAGGCUAAUGAAGCACGAAACAGGUCACUUGAAGGAAAAGAAUAA
Molecule: messenger RNA, 1500 nt
Organism: Blepharisma stoltei
Lineage: Eukaryota; Ciliophora; Heterotrichea; Heterotrichida; Blepharismidae
Source: the annotation of a GenBank genome assembly